This is a messenger RNA of Triticum aestivum (bread wheat), 903 nucleotides long. RefSeq lists its product as uncharacterized. NCBI's taxonomy places the organism in Eukaryota, Viridiplantae, Streptophyta, Magnoliopsida, Poales, Poaceae. The record is from RefSeq and is a predicted model, not a curated record. The transcript is spliced from 4 exons. Bases 1 to 903 code for a protein of 300 amino acids.
AUGAGUGAGGGUGGCUAUCGUGGCGUCGACCUCCGUGACACCGACCUCGGUGGCGUCAGCGUCCAUAGCACGGGCCUGGUUUUGUCUUGUGAGCUAUGUGGGAACUUUUGCCAUGGUAGUGCUGACAACAACUUCAAGAUCGACAUUCGUGAUGAGUUCCUGUCUAAAGCGACUGUCCCAUGCAAUGCAAGAGUCUACGUCAAUGGUGUUACCGGGGACUACAUGCGUUUUGAAGCCCAUGGACGCAAGUACUCUGUCGACAUUGUGAAGGGGGCACACAGGACCAGGAUCAAGGGGAGUGGCUGGAAGAAAUUCACUUCUGACUUUUCUCUUCAGAAGGGUGCUGUGGUCAUUUUUGACUUGGACAGGCGUCCCCGCCAGGCAUAUGUUGUCGCUCAAAGUGUUGACUUGCACACAGUUGAAGGAAGCUCUUCAGACGGGGAUGCUGAUGAAGAGAUGGUAGAUGGAGGCAUCUCAGAUGUGGAUGAAGACGGUGGCAACAUAAAGAUCGAGUAUACAAGGGGUCUAACUCUGAAUGAUGCACAACAGGACAUUCUCAAUGAACUGGUGCUCAGCUUCAAGUCCAAGUUUUUAGGAGUGUCUUUUGUACACUGUCUUACUACAACUGACACUCAAGUUGGACAAAUGAAAGUGCCAGCGAGGGUUGCUACAAGCUUGAACAUCCCUAAAAAAGGGUUGGCUUGUGUUCGUCUAAGCAGUGGGGAGGCAAAGACUCGUGUUGAAUACAGCACGUCUACUGAUGGACGUAUAGCUUUCAACAAAAAGCAGUGGAGGCGUUUCCUUUCAAAGACUACCCUGGAAAUCAAUGACUGCAUCUUCAUGUUCUUCAAGGCCAGCAACAAGUCUUGCAUGAAUGUUACUGUUGUCAUCAGCAAGCUUUAA